This is a messenger RNA of Colletotrichum lupini, 225 nucleotides long. RefSeq lists its product as uncharacterized. The record is from RefSeq and is a predicted model, not a curated record. The transcript has a single exon. Lineage: Eukaryota; Fungi; Ascomycota; Sordariomycetes; Glomerellales; Glomerellaceae. The coding region runs from base 1 to 225 and encodes 74 amino acids.
AUGGCCCAUGGGGCCACGCCGCCGUCCACGAACCAGUCCAAGUGCCCACUCACCAAAUUCUCAGGGCAGAACCAGGUCUCCGUCUCCCUCGGCGGAGCCAACAUGCACCUCCUCCUCCAGGCUCAACCGUCGCCCAUGACUCCAUCCUGUCGCUGCUGCGAGAAUACGACCCAGCCCGACCUGGACCCCCCAGCUGCCGUCCAUGCAUCGCACACGCUCCACUGA